Molecule: messenger RNA, 735 nt
Organism: Trichobilharzia regenti
Lineage: Eukaryota; Metazoa; Platyhelminthes; Trematoda; Strigeidida; Schistosomatidae
Source: the annotation of a GenBank genome assembly
GAAAAAGCCCGGGAAGAACAAAACUGGUCCAACAUCACAUAGAAACGGGUAACGCCCCACCUUGUAGACAACCUGCACGGCGAGUACCUGCACAUUACCAGAAGGAGCUUAACAGGUUAGUUGAUGAACUGUUAGAGAAAAAUGUCAUCAAACCAUCCGUAUCUCCAUGGGCUUCACCGGUAGUUUUAGUUAAGAAAUCGAAUGGGACACUCCGGUUGUGUGUAGAUUAUCACGACACUUUUGAUGCCUUAGAGGGGUCGAAUUGGUUUACCACUCUAGAUCUGGCAUCGGGAUAUUGGCAGGUUGAAGUACACCCAGAUGACAGGCAAAAGACAGCAUUCAUUGUACAAGCAGGCCUGUAUGAGUUUGAAACAAUGCCGUUUGGGUUAGUCAAUGCCCCAGCAACAUUCCAACGCCUCAUGCAAACGGUCUUGAGUGAUUGCAUACCAGGUAAGUGUUUGGUAUAUUUAGAUGAUGUUAUCAUACAUAGUAAGACGUUGACCGAACAUUUAAGUGAUAUUUCCGAAGUAUUAGAACGGAUGCAGACCGUUGGGUUAAAACUGAACCCAUCGAAAUGUCAAUUCUUCAGGAAAGAAGUGUGUUUCUUAGGUCACAUUGUUUCAGCCGAAGGCAUUAAAUGUGAUCCAGCAAAAGUUCAGGAAGUUAAAGACUGGCCGCUCCCAAACUCAGCCCCCGAGUUACAUAGUUUUUUAGGGUUAGCCUCGUAUUAUCGAC